UUCCAGUAGUCAAGUACUAUUCUCGCACCACCGUCCCCACGGGUGCAACAACUACAACAUCCAGAUACCAGUAGCCUGUUCGUUUUCAGUUCGAUUGAAAACAAGUGAAUGAGUGCGCACAUGCAGCCAUGAGUGUGGUGUAGUGUGGACUUGACUGCCCCGGCCCCCAUCAUGACUCCAUGCCAUUGAGGAUUCGGUAGCAUGGUCAAGGCCACGCCCACCGCCGCUGAGCCUGAGCCUGCCCCUUGGGUGUCUUCUUCAUGUACGGGUUCGGGACCACCCGUUCAAGUGUUGCCCGUACUGUACCCACCCGCUUCGCCCUCGUCGUCUCAGCCAUGGAAAGGAACAACGGGCAGACAUCCAUUCAGCCCAACCUCAGCCACGCCCAAUGGGGGUGGAGAAGGAGAAGGGGCUGAGUCUGGAACGAAUCUGCAUCCUUCGCAAAAUGGAGAUGCGUCCACCUCAGCCAAGACUAACUCGAAGCCAUCCAACACUCAAGUACCUAAAGACCACCAUCCUUCGGAUCCUCAUUCUGUCUCCCAAACCACCAAUGGUAAUGCCAGUAGCAACAGUGCAACCGCUGUUAGCAAUGGCGCCAGCAAUAGUAGCAACACUCUUGGACGAGUGCGACGGAGAAAAUUCUCCGUCAUCCGGAAACUCUUCAAACCUUGGAAGUGGAAGCAAAAGCCCAACAAUACCAAUGUGACCAAAUGCAUCAAUUCCACAGUCAUUUCCACAGCUGAAAGUAACGGAAGCGCUUUGGGUGGAACACAGCGCGUCCGACCUACCUCGACGAUCCCUCGGAGUGAGGCCGUUGCAACGGCGACCUCUCUGGCCUUGGCCGCCUCGGAGCGAGUGGCGGGUGGACGACAGCAGCAAUUAGUACUACAGCAACAACAACAGCAACAGCAUCACCACGCCAAGCAGCAACACCGAGUCCCCUCCUUGUUGUCGAACUCGGAGCAGCAACGCGAACCCGUCCAGUCCCUUUCUUUAGCCGCCUCGAAAAAGGGAGGCUCGACAGCGGUGUCAUCGUCAACUUACUCUGGUCCCUCUUCUGCCGCCGAGGACAAGACCAAGAAGCACCCUGUUCCUCUCUCCUCCACUUCCAACACCACUCCGUCGACCAUCAAAUUUAGUGGUGGCUCCUCUUCCAAAGUACUCAAUUUGUCCUCCACCCCCAACAAUAUCUCGUUGUCGGACUUCAGUGCCGAGGUCGACUUGUCAGGGACGGGGAGUGAGACGAUGAACAAUUCGGUGGUUUUGAACUCCUCAGCGUACGGUCCAUCGAUCUUGUCGUCGUCGGGUAUUAGUGAAGGCCACCACGGCUCCAACUCUUCCAGUUCAGUGGCCACUAGGCCAUCUUCCAUACCGAUGGACACAGUGAAUAAAUCGGGGAAGAGGUCGCGAUGGCUUUUGUGUUAUCCUUCAGGCGGUGCUGCCAACUCCGAGAGCCCGUCUCCGCCCUCGGAAGAGGCCGAAUCCAAUAUGUCCACUCCAUCUCCCACAGAUCACGGGUUUCGCAUCCCCAAUUCGUAUUCCAAUGAGCGCCCAACGAGUCUCCCUGUCGCCUUGCUCAACGCCUCCAAAAUGGAAGCGCUGAACCCUCUAUCAAUCGACCCAAACGAGCGGGUGACUCCGAGUGACCUGCAAGAUACGCCCAUGUUUGGCCACCAAGUACCUGCUAACGAUUGUGGAGGCUACAACGGGAUCUCUGAUAUUGGUGUUAUCCCACCCCCUCCCAUGUUCAGCUCGCCAUGUGCUUAUGACCAAGCGGCUGCCAUGCGAGGGGUAGAAAUCGCAUUCCAACCUCCGGGCGAUGAGUACGGACCAUUUUCCGAUGAGGAAGAUUCCGAGGGCUUCCAAAUGGAUCCUGAUUAUGGUGAAGACUCCCGCGUUAUUCAAACAGUCCCCGCCAAGGAACCCUGUUUUAGUGCAGUGCCCAUCAAAUCGGCCUUAAAGAAGGUCGGAGGCAACAUGAGUAGUAUGGGUGGGCGUAUCAUGAAUGGCGGAGGAAAAUCCCCCAUGCUCAGUCAGGAAGCCAAGUCCAUGUCCGAGCAAGGCUCUUCCAGGAGGCCACUCAUGCCUAAAUUGAGAUUCAGUAUUCCCUCACGCCCGAGAUUGGGUCAGUAUCGUGAUGACAAAGAGAACCGAGGACCGAAGGUCAUGGAGGAUAGCGGUCAUAGUUACUACUCAGAGGAACCUGAGGAAGAGGAUCGAAUGGCCGACAAAUUGGCCCGGAAAGACUCUUUAGCUAUCAAAUUGUCGCAAAGACCCGAAAGGCAGGAACUCAUUGAUCGGAAUAUCCUCCAUGGUGAUUCGGACGAGGAGCGUCGAAUCGAUCGUUCCCUAGUUGGAGCCAAACUCGUGCGACGUUUGAGCUUGCGUCCUUCUUUUGAGGAGCUGGAGGAACGAAAUAUCUUGAAAAAGAAUUCGAGCGAAGAACUCAAACGGGAGCGAGAGGAGAAAAAGCGAUAUCUGCUCCGAAAACUGAGCUUCCGACCGUCGAUAGACGAGCUCAAAAAUAGAAAAAUUAUCAAAUUUAACGACUAUAUUGAGGUGACUCCUUGCCACGAGUAUGAUCGACGGGCAGAUAAACCUUGGACCCGGUUAACGCCCAAAGAUAAAGCCUCUAUUAGGAAAGAACUUAACGACUAUAAAUCCAAUGAAAUGGACGUUCACGAAGAAAGCCGACAUCUUACCAGGUUUCACCGACCUUAGGAAGAAAUUGAUACCAAAAAUAACAUCAUUUAAAGUUCCUCCAAGCUCUAUUCCCGCCGGCCCCAACCCUCACCCGUAUCUCCCUUCUCAAACAAAAACAAACGUACUAUUGAGAGUGUCGUAUAUUCCUCUCUCUAUAUGUACUAUAUAACUUUUUGCAUGAUUCAUCCGUAAUAUCUGAAGAAUACAGUCUUAAUCCUCCUUCCCCCCCCCCUCAUUGAAGAACACAACGCUCCGAACAUGCUCCCAAUUUGGCAAUUUUAUAUGAUCUUUUUUCGUAUCUUCCUUCACCCAAAACGAACAAGAAAUCUCCCUUGGUCCUUUUCAAAAUGUCUGCGCUCUCUUCUAUUUAUCUGUGAUGUCUUCUGAGCGUUUGGGAACACAUUCCUUCAAGAUUCUCGUAACCCAACCAACAAAUACUGCUACCAAUCAUUAUCACCGAUACAACCACAAAAUGAUGAUAAUAAUAAUAAUGAUAAUGCUACUGCCGCCAGGUAUGUGCUGCAACCCACAUUAUUAGUAAAAGCGCGUGUACACGAAGAGGAAGAAUAAAAGAGUAAUAAUCAACACGAA
Tigriopus californicus is the source of this 3294-nucleotide messenger RNA. Its product is annotated as phosphatase and actin regulator 4-like. Gene Ontology annotation, molecular function: actin binding. The transcript has 10 exons. NCBI's taxonomy places the organism in Eukaryota, Metazoa, Arthropoda, Copepoda, Harpacticoida, Harpacticidae. Gene Ontology annotation, biological process: actin cytoskeleton organization. Bases 202 to 2721 code for a protein of 839 amino acids. The record is from RefSeq and is a predicted model, not a curated record.